Colletotrichum abscissum is the source of this 1146-nucleotide messenger RNA. RefSeq lists its product as uncharacterized. Gene Ontology annotation, biological process: response to oxidative stress. Gene Ontology annotation, cellular component: cytoplasm. The record is from RefSeq and is a predicted model, not a curated record. Lineage: Eukaryota; Fungi; Ascomycota; Sordariomycetes; Glomerellales; Glomerellaceae. The transcript is spliced from 4 exons. Bases 1 to 1146 code for a protein of 381 amino acids.
AUGUUCAAGUGGGCGCAACAAAAGCUCGCCGAUGUGGCAGGUACCCAAGAGCCCAUCUACGGCCCAACAGCUAUCAGAUCCGUCGCCGAAGAGGCCAAGACGACUACCCACACGGAGACCACCAAGGAUGACUUGAAAUGGAUUGCGGCCGACUCGACCUCUGUUGAGACGCAGAGCUUCUACCUCAUGGGUGACAACGGACACCUUGGGCUGGCCCAAAUCAUCUACAGCAACGUUGGUGGCAUCCGCACAACAUGCCAGUUCAACGCCAAGAUCUUCUACCCCAACAAGUCGAAGCCGACGCUCUGGGAGACCACACAGCUCAGCCACUACGAGGUGAGCGAAGACCGGAUGUCCUUCUACGCCGAUGACUGCGCCGUCGAGCUGUCCGAGGACGGCACCUACUACACGAUCAAGAGCAUGAACUCGGAGAACGCCAUUGUCAACCUCAAGGUCACCCGCAUGUCGCCCGGCUUCCACGCUGGCAAGACGGGCAAGACGCUGUUCGGCACCGACAUGUCGAAGCCCUGGGGCACCAUGCGCCACGCCUUCUGGCCGCGCUGCAUCACCGAGGGCACCAUCACCACCAAGGACGGCGCCGUCGACUUCAAGGGUCGGGCCUUUUACGUGUACGCGCUGCAGGGCAUGAAGCCUCACCACGCGGCGGCCAAGUGGAACUUUGUCGACUUCCAGGGCCCCAACUACUCGGCCGUCAUGAUGGAGUACACCACCCCUCCCUCGUAUGGUUCGACCACGGUCAGCGUUGGCGGUAUCGCCAAGGACGGCGAGAUGAUUUACGGUGGCGUCACGCAGACGGCCAAGCACACCAAGGCGAAGAACGAUUCCGUCAACGAGUGGCCCGAGCCCGAGGAGAUCAAGUUCACUUGGUCCGGCACGGACAAGGAUGGCAAGGCCGUGGAGGGUGUCAUUGAGGGCCCUCUGGGCGAGAGGCUGGACAGAGUGGACGUACUGGCUGAGGUCCCCGGCUUCGUCAAGAAGAUAGUAGCUGGCACGGCCGGCACCAAGCCGUACAUUUACCAGUACUGCCCGACAGAGAAGAAGCUCACUUUGAAGCUCAAGAUUGGAGACCAAGAAAUCUCCGAAGAGGGUCUCUGCUUCAGCGAGGCCACCUUCAUCUCCGAAUAG